Moneuplotes crassus is the source of this 2138-nucleotide messenger RNA. The record is from the annotation of a GenBank genome assembly. Lineage: Eukaryota; Ciliophora; Spirotrichea; Euplotida; Euplotidae.
UUUUUUAAUAAUAUUAAGCUUUUUUACUCAUAAAAAUGCUAUCCUUCAUAGGUAAGUAAUAAGUUAUGAUCUCUAGCCUCAUGAUUACGUUCGUUUGAUAUUUUCCAUAUCAAUCCAGGCCCGACUAGUCAUAACAAAUCCAGAUAUGGCCAAAACUGAGCAAGAAUAUGAAUGUUUCUGGUCUUUACUAUAUUGACUUCCUUAGCAAUCGUCAUACUCCUUGAUCCAAAAUUGUUGGGUUCUUCCAAUCUGAGUGGUACUUCCCUUACUACAACCACCAAGUCUCGUACAAGCACGAUCAUUCCUCCCUGCCCAGAUCCUAUAAUACCUGAAACCCCAGAUGAGUCCACUCCACUCCUGACUGAUUUCAGAGAGGGAACUGAGUUCAACCCAGGCUCUCUAUUCCAAGUCAGCAGGCUGCAAAGUGACAAGGCUACCUUCGAUAGUCUAGCUAUGAUACCUUACCAGUCAAGAUUUCUUUAUGCAUUCAGUUGGGGCUUCAACUUCGCAAUCAGGAUUAAGAAUCGACCAUAUAAUGCAACCUUAUAUCCCCAUCUGCAGGUCCUGUAUUUCAAUCGUGGCUCUAUAUCCUCGGGGGGCCUAGACUUGGUAACCUGUGAUAUAAACAACUUUCAUCCGGAACUUCAUCCAGAGCUGACUCAAAUUGGAAUUCAGAACUUUCUUUGAUUGGAAAAUCAAUACGCAAUAAUUUUAGAAGGAAACAGAGUUAAUCCAACUAACCAGUAUUUCCAAGUAUGGCUCAACAGAUGCUAUGGAGGGACGUGUGUCGACUCAAAUGUUCAAUAUGAUUACCUUUCCGGAUUAGAGCUAGAAUUAGUCUUAGUUGAAAUGUAUUAUAACAUGUGGAUGCCCUACCCCAUAAGUUUUGGACUCAAAAAGGAGAUUUUUACUAUCACUCCAGAAGAAACCCUCAGAUAUGACUUAAUGCUCGAAGAGACUGUGAUUUAUCCGAUGAAUGGCUGGUCAUAUUCCAUUUUUGAACAAAUUGUAGAGAAUAAAGAAUAUUCCAAAGCUGUAUAUUCCAAUGUCAACUUCAUGUUGGCUGUAUAUGGAAGUGAUGUAUAUCACACUAUUCGUGAAUUCAGUGAGUUCCAGUCUAAUCCUCCUCCUUUCCACAGGAACCUGAACAGCACUGCAGAUUUGGAAGAAGAGAACAAAAUGCCUCUCCUACAUAAAAUAUUUUACACAUUAUCUAACCUGGGAGGACUGUAUAUUAUCUGAAUGUUUUUCCUUGGAAUGAUCUUGAACCCUAUAAUCUCCACAAUUUUAUCAUUCAGACUUGUAAAUUCAGCCAAAAAGGCAAAGAAUUUAGCAGCUAUGCUCCUGGAGAAGGACAAAGAGGAGAAAAAGAUUGAAAUCAAUAAGCAUUUGAAAAAUCAAAAUAAGCUGGACAAUCUUGAGGAAGAAGAGAAAGUCCAAAUUUCUCCAGAAAGGGAAGGUGAACACUCAUUCUACCAGAAUGAGGAGCUUCAGCACGAAGGAGGAUCUCAGAAAUACAACUUAAUUGAUGAACAAAGACAGUUACACAAAGAACUGAAAACCCUAUCAGGGAACAUACUCUCACAAUCAUCAGAUUUAGGUGUAGGGCUACCCACAGAGGUGGUUUAUGGGUAGUCCAACUUUGUUAACUGUUUUAGAUGGAAAGACAUCCUUUUUGAGCUCCUGUGCUGAUACAAGUCAAGGUUACCCACUAACAAAAAUAGCCUUAGCUCAAGAAAUAUCAAGUUCAUUUUUGAAGAAGAUGCUUUUAACCAAGAUAGGGACAUCAUCAACAUUGUUAAUAGAAUCUCAAUCCUUGAGAUGAGAUCUGAGAUCCUUACUGAUAUUCUGUAUGAAGAAGAAAUACAUAGAAUAGACCAAAACGAGGGAAACUCUGGAGAUCGAUCACCUUUGCAGGAGAAAGAUAAAAAGAUUUUGUCUCAAGAAGAGAUACUUAAAAUAUCCAAAACACAAUCCAAGAAUUCAGAUUCCUUGCAAAAACCAAAUUCUGAAGGAGACUAGAGUAGAUAUCUGUGCGCUUUGGAUUUGUCUGAGGCUUUAGCUUUGUAUUUCCAGGCGCUCAGCCUCCCAAAUCCUGUUCAUCUCAAGAUUAGGGAAUAUUGACUAUUUCAAUCUUA